Messenger RNA from Zasmidium cellare ATCC 36951, 1800 nucleotides. RefSeq lists its product as uncharacterized. Gene Ontology annotation, cellular component: endoplasmic reticulum membrane. Bases 1 to 1800 code for a protein of 599 amino acids. The transcript is spliced from 2 exons. Gene Ontology annotation, biological process: triglyceride biosynthetic process. Gene Ontology annotation, molecular function: diacylglycerol O-acyltransferase activity. The record is from RefSeq and is a predicted model, not a curated record. NCBI's taxonomy places the organism in Eukaryota, Fungi, Ascomycota, Dothideomycetes, Mycosphaerellales, Mycosphaerellaceae.
AUGGCGCUCAACCCCGAGCCUGCGGAUCCAGUGGAGAGGGCGCACGAGGAGCUCCCUCCCAAAAGCUACGCCGAAGCUGUUGAGGAAGCCAUUGAGGCAGACCCCGCGCCCAUCGAUGAAGAUGCAAUCAAAGAGUCGCCGCCGCGAGCAGGACACGCGCGCAAUUCGAGCGAGCCACGCCCACUCGGCGAGGUCAUCGAUGAGGUAGAGCACGCAGCAUCUCCUGGCAGUCCCGCGCUUAGACAUCCUAAGGGAAGGCUCGAAAAUAAGGAUAGCCACGAAAGCUAUGCGAGCAUGGUCAAAGAACACUCGCCCUCCGCGAAUGGUCUGGCGAAUGGCGACGGCAACGGCAUGCCUGUCCCGCAACUUCCAAACCUGCGCACCGGAGGCAAACGUACCAACGGCGCCGUCACUCCCGAUACCUUCGAUGGCGUGGGGGAAGAUGAGACACCUCGUUCACCGAUACGAAAGGCGCACGAGCGCGUGUCCUCCAGAUCGCUGAACGGCACAGCAGCCAAGCAAGCCGACGGAGGAGGGAAAGGCGUGGAUGGUACCGACGAGAAAAAGCUGCAGCCGGGAGCGGUCAUGUACGAGAAUAUUCGCAACAAAAGCGGUGAUAAUCUGGCUUCCAUCAAACCUGAUGCAGGAUACGAGCUGGCGCUCCAGCAACGGGAAGACAAGCCACCCACGGCCGAACAGCCCGCAGACGAGCGACGAGUGGACACACGAAAGGACAGCGAGCUGGUCUCGGGACGUCGUGCGGGCGCAGGAUGGUCCACGAGUGCCAUUCGAUGGGCGCCCCUCAACGUACCACUGCAGAGGCGAUUGCAAACCCUGAUCGUGCUGCUUCACACUCUAUCCAUAGUUGGAGGCGUGGCCAUCUUCUUCAUGCUCUGCGCCAUUCCCAUACUCUGGCCCAUCCUGCUCCCCUAUCUACUUUACGUCCUCCUCUCACGCGCUUCCAUCGACGGCGAGCUGGCUCAGCGUUCACAAUGGCUGCGCUCCAGCAAGAUCUGGUCUCUGUUCGGUUCCUAUUUCCCCGCCCGGCUUCAUCGAAGCCAGGAGUUAGAACCAACCCGGAAGUAUGUCUUCGGCUACCAUCCCCAUGGUAUUAUCAGUCACGGUGCUUUCGCGGCCUUUGCGACAGAGGCAUUGGGGUUUAGCCAGCUGUUCCCUGGCAUCACCAACACUUUGCUCACCCUCGACUCCAACUUCCGUCUUCCCCUCUACCGUGACUAUGCGCUUCGAAUGGGCUUAGCGUCGGUCAGUAGAGAGAGCUGCGAGAAUCUGCUUUCCAAAGGCGGCCCCAACGGCGAAGGCAUGGGCCGAGCAAUCACCAUUGUCAUUGGGGGCGCUCGCGAAUCGCUCGACGCAAGGCCCUACACUCUUCGCCUUGUGCUCAAACGACGAAAAGGAUUCGUCAAACUCGCCAUUCGGACUGGAGCCGAUCUCGUGCCAGUGCUGGCCUUUGGCGAGAACGAUUUGUACGAUCAGUUGGAUUCCAGCAGCCAUCCAUACGUGCACAAGUUGCAGCUCCUCGUCAAGAAGUUUAUGGGUUUCACAGUCCCACUCUUCCACGCUCGCGGCGUCUUCAACUACGACGUUGGUAUGAUGCCUUAUCGCCGACCCGUUAACAUCGUGGUCGGACGUCCCGUUCGCAUCAUGCAGUCCAAGAACCCAGAUCCAGCUUACGUCGAUGAGAUCCACAAGCAGUACGUGGAGGAGCUGUUCAGGAUCUGGGAAGAUUGGAAAGAUACCUUCGCUCGACAUCGGCAGGGCGAGCUUGAAAUCGUCGAGUAG